AUGUAUGUGCCCGAGGAAGAUCGCCCAAUGGUUUCGAAACUUCCUGAACUCAGCUCACCCAUCAAGGAACUCUCGUCUACUGAUGGAGCUGUUCUACCGGAUGAGGUUUUUCGCAUGGAAAUGCAAACAGCUGGAAAGCUGGAAUUGUCUAAUCCGUUUAAAGAGGCUGCACCAGACGAGGAGAUUGAUUUGGUUACAGACGAAGAUUCUGCAUGUGAAGGAGAUGAAGACGAUGCAGAUGAAGAAGAACUGGACUGCGUGGAUAAGGUUUCAACGUUAGCCUCACCAAACAACACUCUUAGAGACGUGCUUGGAGGUAAGAAUAUACUCUUUAAAUUACAUCUUCACUAUACAUUGCUGUCGUCGACGCUAUCUCUUAUCUUUUCUUUGUAAAU
Strongylus vulgaris is the source of this 395-nucleotide messenger RNA. The record is from the annotation of a GenBank genome assembly. NCBI's taxonomy places the organism in Eukaryota, Metazoa, Nematoda, Chromadorea, Rhabditida, Strongylidae.